Messenger RNA from Ficedula albicollis (Collared flycatcher), 2163 nucleotides. It is a transcript of the gene DNAJC11, whose product is annotated as DnaJ heat shock protein family (Hsp40) member C11. The coding region runs from base 1 to 1938 and encodes 645 amino acids. The transcript has 16 exons. Gene Ontology annotation, biological process: cristae formation. The record is from RefSeq and is a predicted model, not a curated record. Lineage: Eukaryota; Metazoa; Chordata; Aves; Passeriformes; Muscicapidae.
AUGCAAGGGAAACUGUUCCAGAUCUACCGGUGCCAAACAAGCACAGGCUCUGCCCACGGUGUGCCCCCGCCAGCCGCGCUGUGCCCGCGGGUCUGGCAUCGCCGAGCUCAGCUGUGCUCGCCCUCGGGUGCCGUGCAGGCAGAUCUGCCCCGGGACCCUCCGCCGCACCGGGCUGCCGGAGUUCCCCGCUGCCCUCCGCCGGCCGCUCACUCGAUGGUGACAGCACGGUGUGGAAAUCGCCCUCUUGUUACGGGGGAGAGAGGCCUCGUGGCACCAUCUGCACCUACAGGUCCCGCAAAUGACCAGAGCGAGCGACUGCCUUUUAGGCAGGCCUCGCAGGAGGAGCUGAAGGCCGCGUACCGCCGGCUGUGCAUGCUGUACCACCCCGACAAGCACCGCGACCCCGAGCUCAAAACCCAGGCUGAGCGGCUCUUCAACCUUGUCCACCAAGCGUAUGAAGUGCUUAGUGAUCCACAGACCAGAGCCAUCUAUGACAUAUAUGGGAGGAGAGGACUGGAGAUGGAAGGCUGGGAGGUUGUGGAACGAAAGAGAACUGCAGCUGAAAUCAGGGAAGAAUUUGAGCGUUUGCAGAGAGAGAGGGAAGAGAGGAGACUGCAGCAGCGAACUAAUCCAAAGGGAACAAUUAGUGUGGGAAUAGAUGCCACUGACCUGUUUGAUCGCUAUGAUGAAGAGUAUGAAGAUGUGCCUGGGAGCAGCUUUCCCCAGAUUGAGAUAAACAAAAUGCACAUAUCCCAGUCCAUCGAGGCACCCCUGACUUCCACAGAUACAGCAAUACUGUCUGGUAACCUUUCCACCCAGAAUGGGAAUGGAGGGGGAUCAAUUAAUCUUGCACUGAGACGAGUGACAUCUGCCAAGGGAUGGGGAGAGCUGGAGUUUGGAGCUGGAGACCUUCAUGGACCUCUCUUUGGGCUGAAGAUAUUUCGUAAUCUUACACCAAGAUGUUUCAUCACCACACACUGUGCCCUGCAGUUCUCAUCCCGUGGGGUCCGGCCCGGCCUCACCACGGUCCUGGCCCGCAACCUGGACAAGAACACCAUGGGCUACUUGCAGUGGAGGUGGGGCAUCCAGUCAGCCAUGAACACCAGUAUUGUCCGAGACACCAAAACCAGCCACUUCACUGUGGCCAUGCAGUUGGGAAUCCCCCAUUCUUUCAUGAUGGUCAGUUACCAGCAUAAGUUUCAGGAUGAGGAUCAAACACGAGUGAAAGGUUCUCUCAAGGCGGGUUUCUUUGGGACCAUAGUGGAGUAUGGAGCAGAGAGGAAGAUUUCCCGACACAGUGUUUUAGGAGCCACUGUCAGCGUUGGUGUUCCUCAAGGAGUGUCCUUGAAAAUCAAGCUGAAUAGGGCCAGCCAGACCUACUUCUUCCCUGUCCAUCUAACAGAUCAGCUGCUUCCCAGCGCCGUGUUCUAUGCCACUGUGGGACCUCUCGUUAUCUACUUUGCCAUGCACAGGCUGGUCAUCAAACCCUACCUCAGGGCACAGAAGGAGAGAGAGCUGGAGAAGCAGCGGGAGAACACAGCCAGCGAUAUCCUACAGAAGAAGCAGGAGGCUGAAGCUGCAGUCCGGUUAAUGCAGGAGGCAGUCCGAAGGAUAAUUGAAGCAGAGGAAGCCAGAAUGGGUCUGAUUAUAGUGAACGCCUGGUAUGGGAAGUUUGUUAAUGACAACAGCAGGAAGAAUGAGAAGGUGAAGGUUAUAGACGUGACUGUGCCUCUGCAGUGCUUGGUGAAGGAUUCUAAACUCAUCCUUACAGAGGCCUCCAAGGCUGGGCUUCCAGGCUUCUACGAUCCCUGUGUGGGUGAGGAGAAGAGUUUGAAAGUGCUUUAUCAAUUCCGAGGAGUUCUGCACCAAGUGAUGGCAGCUGACAAUGAGGCCCUUAGGAUACCAAAGCAAUCUCACAGGAUUGAUGCUGAUGGCUAAUCCGGGGAACACACAUCUCUCACCGUACCUGGGUCAAUGGAAAGUGCAAAACCUCCCCCGGAUGCUGCGAGUUUGAACAGAGACACUUUUAUUUUUACUGUCUGUAUAGCAGGUGGUGUCCUGCCAGUUCUGUUAGGGACAAAAGGACAGACCCUGCUGCUCCAGGUGGCUCCCAGGCAAUAUCUGAGUUGUGGCUUGGUACCCAAUAAAGCAGCGUGACUCUGA